UUUCAUCCCAGAAUCGGAACCCUUCACCACAACCCACUGAAGCAACACAUUACACCAUGGUGGAGUUCGCACUGAAAUAUUUUCGGGAAGCACAGACCAUGCUCGGGUGGAAAGGAAUGGCUGCUGAAGGGAGGAAAGCAAUUGAGCUGGUGCAGCACACAAAGGUACCAAUUCAGGAGUCUUUGAUAUUAUACUCCGACAAAUUGCUGAAUGAGUCUGCAACAAGCAACUUUAUGGCUCUGAUGAGGUUUAUGGGUGACCAGCAGUACCGGGAGCAGGAUGAUGUUAAAUGUGUCUAUGAGAUCAUGUUGCUGUGCAGAGAAAAAACAAUGUUGAGAGAUGAGGUCUUCUGCCAAGUGCUAAAACAGAUCACAGAAAAUCCCAAACAGGAGAGCUGCAACCGCGGCUGGAUUAUGCUGAGUCUGCUGACUGGAUAUUUCCUGCCUUCCCCCACCUUACUGCCAUGUGUUACCAAGUACCUACAGGACACUGUUGGUGACUAUCAAGAAAUCUCUCGGAACUGCCAAGAACACUUGCGUCAUACUGUACUGUAUCAUGGCCGCCGACACCUCCCCCCGCGGAAGGAACUGGAAGCUCUGCUGAGUGGACGGGUGUCUCGACGGGUUGUUAUAGUAUUGCCAGGCGGAGUUGAAUAUACCACCAAAAUCAAGACCUUUACUGUGGCAGGUGAUCUGGUCCCUGAGAUCUGUGAGCAGUUGAUGGUUACCGAUUCAAGUGAGGUUGAAGAAUUUGCCAUAUCUGCCAACAAGAACAAAGGUGAGAUGGUGCGGCCUCUGAGUACUGGAGAUUAUAUUCAUGACUUCAUGCUCCAGGACAAUUCCGUGAUCUUGGAGUUCAAAAGGGUCACAUGGAAAGCGACACUAAGGGGACGCAGCGAACUCUUUGUUCAAGUGCACUUUAGCCAGGUGCGACAGCAAUACAUGCAAGGAAACGCUUUGUUACUGAGCCCCCAAGAUAAACUGGAGAUGUUCGUAGGAACAGCGUCUGCCAUUCUUCAUAAAGUGAAGGGGAUGAUGACUGCUCCAGAUAAACAGGAACUUCUGAGUUACAUUCCUAGCUCUGUGCAGAAUCGGCUGAACCUACAGGCUGUACAGCAAUCCCUACUGCAGGAAAUGAAGAAUUUGGAAAACUUAAAUGUCCAGCAGGCCAAGGUCCGCUUUUUAGAAACCGUGUCUUCUCUCCCUCUGUUUGAGUACAACAUAUUUCUUAUAAAAAGGAUCAGUGAGCCUGAUGUGAUCUCUCCAUGCUAUGCAGCAGUGAAUCACCAACAGCUUCAGAUACUACAAAGCAACAGUCAGAAACCGCAUACCGUUGUUAGCUUACAUGACGUGCAGAACAUGCGUACUUUGCGUCCUUUGGAUAGCAACACCCUGCCAGGGGUAGAGCUGCACUACGGCUCGGCAGCCAACCCGCGCACGCUAUGGGUGGAGCUCCAGGAGGCUAAAGAGCUGUACCACACACUUGCCUUGAUCAUAGAGAACCAGGACACUGCUACAUGCUAGAAUGAAAAGCCUUCCGAGAUCAUAAAUAGAAGUUAUUUAAUGUGUCAUUUAAUAUGAUCUGAACGGAAUGUCUGCCUGAACCAAAGAGUUAUGUCUAUUAAAUUACAACUGGGAAUGUCCACGGUACCCCAUGUUUACAUUGGCUGGUUGGGCUAGGAUCAGUUGGCUAAUCAAUUUCUGAAAAUCAUUAUUUCUUUGAUGUGAAUGCAGUUCUAGCCUAUUUUAAACCAAAUGAUUUUAUGGACAGAAAUAUUGUGAUUGUUGUAAAUAGAGAAAUGCUUGCUAUCUAAAGAAUAUCUCCACCCAGGAACAAAAUUCUAUAUAUUUACAGCUUAGCAGU
This is a messenger RNA of Nanorana parkeri, 1863 nucleotides long. RefSeq names its product unconventional myosin-XV-like. Gene Ontology annotation, cellular component: cytoskeleton. The transcript has 15 exons. The record is from RefSeq and is a predicted model, not a curated record. Lineage: Eukaryota; Metazoa; Chordata; Amphibia; Anura; Dicroglossidae. The coding region runs from base 57 to 1523 and encodes 488 amino acids.